Ruditapes philippinarum (Manila clam) is the source of this 1733-nucleotide messenger RNA. RefSeq names its product transmembrane protein 231-like. The record is from RefSeq and is a predicted model, not a curated record. Bases 28 to 963 code for a protein of 311 amino acids. Gene Ontology annotation, biological process: cilium assembly; regulation of protein localization. Gene Ontology annotation, cellular component: ciliary membrane; ciliary transition zone. NCBI's taxonomy places the organism in Eukaryota, Metazoa, Mollusca, Bivalvia, Venerida, Veneridae. The transcript is spliced from 5 exons.
ACAACCGGAAGUAACAUUUGUUUAGAAAUGGCGGUCUAUGAAGUAUUUUCGCACCCGGAGUUGCGUAGAUAUCGCACUCAUAUUUGUUCUAAAGCCUCAAUUCUACUAGUGAUAAUACUUUUUCUUACAUUUAUACCUCCUCUAUUCAUUGUGUAUAGAAGCUAUGGAUUUUGGUUAAAAACUGACACAUACAGGGAAUAUCCAGAGAUUCAUUUCAAGAAUGAGUUACUUAUGGUUGCAGAGCUAGAAGGGGAUAAUAACUAUGUUACAUAUAGCACAUUCCAGGCAUAUAAUACUCUACAGCAAGACCGUGUCCGCAUUCCAGUUAUCACUUCUAGAGAGGAAGAUGUAAAUGGAGAUGGGCGACCAGACAAUUUGUUAUUCAACAUGGAGCUACCUUUGACAGAUACAGAAAACAUUCUUGGAAUUAAACUCAUUCUGAUCUUUGAUUAUAAAUUAUUUCAAUUUUCAACAUUAACUAUGGAAGGAAUGGGAUACAUCAACCAUGACAGUAUGAAAGCAGGUGCUAGGUAUGAUGUUGUAGGUGAACUUCGUUUUAACCAAAAGGAACCAUUACCACAUAGAGGAACAUAUAACAAAUAUAAUACAUCAGUAAUUGACAGCACCAGUAUACAUGCAGAAGCUUAUCAUUUUCCAACAAUUUUCAAGAACUAUGUUGCCAGGAAUUUCACCACGUAUCUCAAUGCUCCAUACACGAUGUGGAGCGGUGGACGCGGGGCGGACCAACCAUUUGUCCUGUCAGCAACAAUAGCUUACCCGGAGGAACUGUUUAACUAUACUCCUGGUUUCUGGUAUCUCAUCAAGUGGGGUUGGGUACAAUAUGUGUCGGUGUUGUUAUUGUUCCUGUUUGUAUUUGAUAGAAUAAAGGUGUUUAUAUACCAGAACCAGUUGGUCACUACAAUGGUGGACAGGCCCUGGAAAGAGGAAAUUAAGCUCAGUUAGGUUUAUCUAAUGAUAUUUUGUUUUAGACCUGUGAUAUUUAAUUGAUGCCAGAGAAAGAAUGUGAAUUUGUACCUAUCUUGUAAUGAAGUCAAAGUGUCGGUGAAUUGCAUUGUUUGUUAUAAUGUUAUGGAAAGCAAAGUGAAAGAGAUGUUGCCAUCAGUUGUUGAUAAUUUUCAGAAGUAUGAAUUUAACUAGAACCAAGAUUACAUAGACUAAGUAAUAGAUGUAAGUUUUGAUGCAUCUUGAGAGAUAAGAAAUUGACUACAUGUAAGUCAUAGAUAUGGUACAAUAUCUUUGAACAUAUCAUUACAUACAAUGAGUGGCGAUAGGUAGAACAUAGUUCAGUAGAACAUAGUUUAUAUUCUGUACUAAUAUCAAUGAGUUCUUUUGUAUUUAUUCAUAAUCCGUCCAUAAAAGGUUGAUUAAUCAUCAAUUUGAUUUGGAUUUUUUACAAUUUUACAAAACUGUAUUGUAUUAGUAUUUACAUGUGUGAAUGAUUUAUUCAUGUCUGUGAAACUUUAAAGUGAGUGUAGGAUUUGAUUGGCCGUAAAUGUUUACUAGAGAAUAAUAUUCGGCUGAAUUCAUACCUGGGCAAGGAAAUAAGAAAGUCAAUUCAUAUCAUACUGCCUUAUCCAAUGUGCGAGUUACUCAUAUUCUUUACACAAAAUUGAAAACAUAAUGUACAUGUAUGUAGUUAUUUGUAUAUUUUUGUGUAUAAAUUUGUAAUAUAUGUAGAUAUUUUUACAGCAAAAUAUAAGAAUGAUUUUUAA